AUGUCUAUAAUAAUCGUGUCUUUCAAAUUAACGUCGGGCAGCGAACGUGAAGUGAAAGGUAAUUGGAGAGAUUUUUAUGAAAUUGCACCGCAAGUUGAGGAAACACCUGGACGUUUUCAGGUGGUGUCAUUUAAUUGGGAAGAAGUCCAAAAACCAUAUACUAUCGCAAUAUGGCUAUUACUCGCUGGUAUUGCUAAAAUGGUUUUUCAUAUAUCAAAACGGGUCGCCGAUACAUUUCCUGAUUCAUCAUUAUUAAUUGUUGUGGGUCUUAUGUUGGGUGUCCUGCUCAAAUUAUCCAAUGUUAGUGAUUCAAUAUUCAACCUUGAAGCAAAUAUUUUCUUCCUUUACUUGCUUCCACCAAUUAUUUUUGAUGCAGGUUAUUUUAUGCCAAAUCGAGCUUUGUUUGAAAAUUUUGGCUCUAUUUUGGCAUUUGCUGUUAUUGGGACCAUAUGGAAUUGUUUUGCAAUUGGCUGCUCAUUAUAUGGCCUUGGUUUAUUAAAUGUAUUUUCAAUCAAAUUUUCCAUUUUCGAAAUUUUCCUUUUUUCGGCAUUAAUUAGCGCUGUUGAUCCAGUAGCUGUAAUAGCAGUUUUUGAAGAGAUUCGUGUUAAUGAAACUCUUUUUAUAACUGUUUUCGGCGAAGCAUUAUUCAACGAUGGUAUUACCGUGGUACUGUAUCAAAUGUUUCGCAAAUUUGUGCUAAUUGGAAAGGAUAAGCUAAUUCCAUCUGAUUAUUUUGCUGGCGGUAUAAGUUUUUUUGUGAUUGGUCUUGGUGGUACAGCGAUCGGGCUUUUUUAUGCUUUUAUUGUUAGUUUCAUCACUAAAUAUACGGAUAAAGUCAAAAUAUUAAAUCCUAUUUUCAUAUUUCUAAUACCGUACAUGGCUUAUUUAACCGGUGAAAUGUUUGGGCUUUCAUCCAUUUUAGCAAUUGUUGCUUGUGGUAUGGCUAUGAAGCAAUAUGUUAAAGGCAAUAUUACUACAACAGCUGCGACAUCUGUCAAAUAUUUUAUAAAAAUGUUAGCACAAAUUUGUGAAACGGUUAUUUUCAUGUUUCUUGGCUUAUCAACCAUUUCAAGCAAACAUCACUGGGAUUUAGCAUUUAUUGUACUUACAAUUAUCUUCUGUUUGGUUUAUCGUACCAUUGGGGUAAUCGUACAAUGCGCUAUACUGAAUCGUUUCCGUAAACAAAGUUUCACUCGGGUUGAUCAGUUCAUUUUAUGUUAUGGCGGAUUACGAGGAGCCAUCGCUUUCGGCUUAGUAGUUUCUAUGCCGAAUAACAUUCAUGCUAAAAGUAUGUUCACAACAGCCUGUAUAGCUGUCAUCUAUUUCACCGUAUUUCUACAAGGAAUAACAAUUCGACCUUUAGCAACAUAUUUAAACAUAAAACGUGAAACGGAAGAAGGUCCAACAAUGAUACAAAGUGUUUACAUGAGGUAUUUCGAUUAUACAAUGGCUGGUGUGGAAGAUAUUGCCGGCCAAAAAGGUUACCAUUCAGUACGUGAUGCCUUUGAACGUUUAAAUGCAACAAUCUUUCGACCGUUGCUAAUGCGAAAUCAGAAGCCACAUCGAUUUGAUGCAUCCAAAAUUAUUCGAGCCUAUACGAAAAUAACCUUAAGAGAAGCUAUGGAAAUGGCCAGUGAUAUUAAGCCUAAUAUUCCUAUAAGAAAAUCAAAAAGUGUAUCUGAUAGAGUUUCAUCAUCCAAAUUCGAAUAUUUAUUCGGUGAAAUAUCUAAAGCGAAUGAUCCAUCGAAUUUGAAGACCGAAAUUACAAAAUAUAUGGCAUCAAGCGAAAAUACAGAAGCUUUAUACCAUAUGUUCAGUCAAUUAUUAGAUCGUAAACUUCGUGAAUUAAAGAAGGAUGAAAGUACAAUGGAAGAAAAUGGCGAUGAUAUUAAAGAAGAUUACUUAGAGGAAUUUGUUAAACCUGGAACCAGCAUUUCAACAGUUGAUCUUACAGAUCCCAGUAAAUUGGAGUCUCGUUCCAUGUCAAGUGCGUUUCGUAACAGUAUAAGACAACGAAGGAGAAUAUCAAGAAGUCUAAGUAUGGGAAAUCAUGUUUGA
This is a messenger RNA of Cercopithifilaria johnstoni, 2058 nucleotides long. The record is from the annotation of a GenBank genome assembly. Lineage: Eukaryota; Metazoa; Nematoda; Chromadorea; Rhabditida; Onchocercidae.